Messenger RNA from Psylliodes chrysocephalus, 2351 nucleotides. The record is from the annotation of a GenBank genome assembly. NCBI's taxonomy places the organism in Eukaryota, Metazoa, Arthropoda, Insecta, Coleoptera, Chrysomelidae.
AUUAUAGUUCUGAAUUAAAUGAAUAUAUAAGAAUGGCUUUGAAACUGAAAACAACACACAAUCUAGCAAAACAAACGCAUAUUUUGAUAAGAAAGUAUUCAAAAAUUACUACCCAUUAUACAAUCCAUCCUAGAGAAAAAGACCCAAGAUGGAAAGACAUAAGCAUGGAGCGAUUCACAGACGAGACAGACAUUCUUAUAGUAGGAGGAGGACCAGCAGGUAUGAGUGCUGCUAUUCGUGCAAAGCAACUUGCUGAAAAAGAUGGAAAGGAGCUUAGAGUUUGCUUAGUCGAGAAAGCUUCUGAAAUUGGUGGCCAUAUUCUUUCUGGAGCAGUGAUACAACCGGAAGCAUUAGAUGAAUUAAUACCUGAUUGGAAAGAAAAGGGAGCACCACUAAAAACUCCUGUAACCGAAGAUUCGUUUGGUUUCUUAACGGCUAAUAGAAGAUUUAAUAUACCAAUUUUCAAAGGGCUGCCGAUGAGCAAUCAUGGUAACUACAUAGUACGUUUAGGACAUGUAGUCAAAUGGCUUGGAGAGCAAGCAGAAGCAUUAGGCGUUGAAACUUACCCAGGCUAUGCGGCAUCUGAAAUAUUAUUUCACCCGGAUGGUAGUGUUAAAGGAAUAGCAACAAACGAUGUUGGAAUAGCCAAAGAUGGCAGCCCUAAAGACACUUUUGAGAGAGGCAUGGAACUACAUGCCAAAUGUACAAUUUUUGCAGAAGGUUGCCAUGGACAUUUAUCUAAACAAAUUAUAAACAAAUUCAAUCUUAGAAGUAAUGCUGAGUCUCAAACAUAUGGAAUAGGAUUGAAAGAAAUAUGGGAAAUAGAUCCAGCGAAACAUGUACCUGGUCGAGUUGAACACACAUUUGGUUGGCCUCUGGACAUCCAUACUUACGGCGGUUCUUUUCUCUAUCAUUUAAAUGAAAGUACCCCGCUUAUUGCUGUAGGAUUUGUAGUUGGAUUAGAUUACAGCAAUCCUUAUUUAAGUCCGUUCAGGGAAUUUCAAAGAUUUAAGCACCAUCCAUCAGUUAAACACUACUUCGAAGGCGGUAACAGAAUCGCGUAUGGUGCUCGAGCUUUAGUAGAAGGCGGAUUCCAGAGUAUACCGAAACUCACUUUCCCUGGAGGAUGUUUAGUCGGAGAUUCCGCAGGAUUUAUUAACGUUCCUAAAGUAAAAGGCACGCACAAUGCCAUGAAAAGUGGUAUGUUAGCAGCGGAAAGUGCUUACGAAGCAUUGAACAGUGAGAAGCAAGAAACUGAAGGUUACGAGCCGAAAUCGUAUGAAGAUAAAUUUAAGAAGAGCUGGAUUUGGAAUGAACUUAAGGCCGUUAGAAAUAUCAGACCUAGCUUCCAUAAUCCGUUAGGAUUGUAUGGUGGCUUAAUACAUAGUGGAAUUUCUAUUAUACUAGGUGGAAGGGAACCAUGGACUCUAAAACACGGAACUCCAGAUCAUCAAAGACUGAAACCAGCCAAAGAAUGCAAGCCAAUAGAAUAUCCUAAACCUGAUGGUAAAAUCAGUUUUGAUCUUUUAUCGUCCGUCUCUCUUACUGGUACCAAUCAUGAAGGUGACCAACCAGCACAUUUGACCCUUUUAGAUGAUUCAGUGCCUAUAGACACAAAUCUGGCAAUUUACGACGGUCCAGAAGGAAGAUUUUGCCCUGCAGGAGUCUAUGAGUAUGUACCACUUGAAUCUGGAGAUGGAAUGAAAUUACAAAUAAAUGCACAAAACUGUAUACACUGUAAAACCUGCGAUAUCAAAGAUCCUAAACAGAAUAUUAAUUGGGUUGUUCCAGAAGGAGGCGGAGGACCAGCUUACAAUGGAAUGUAAACAGCCAAAAACCUAAAAUAAUAUUUAGUAAUUCAAAUCUAAAAAUGACACCAAAAGACCAAUUAAAAAAAGGUAGCUGUUAUUAAAUCGAUAAUUUUUAUAUACUAAUACAAAAAACUACUUUAAAAGAGACAUCUAUAAGUAUACCAAUGGAUUAAUAAAAUUUAUUAAGUGUUCCAAAAAAUAUUUUAUAUCAGAAGUAUAUUACUAAUUGUGGAUUUUAUUUGUUGCACUAGGUGUAUGUUUUCUGCAUUAAUCGCAUUUGAUUUGUUCAAUGUAGCUUCAAAUAUUUGACACAUACUUGAGUAUAGCAUAUUCUUCUGACAAGAAUGACAGUUCGAGUGUGACACUAGUGACAUAAAUAAAAUCUGUUAUAAAUGAUAUUUUAUUUUGUGCAAACGUAAUUUUCUACUAUUUGCAUUUUAAAACGUAUAUAAUAUUUUUUAUAUUUGUAUAUUUGUAGAGAAAUUAUUAUGAAAUGUGAAUUGUAAAUAAAAAAUUUAUUCAAAUAAAUAUUUAUUUUGU